Cavenderia fasciculata is the source of this 1434-nucleotide messenger RNA. It is a transcript of the gene vps28, whose product is annotated as vacuolar protein sorting 28 family protein. NCBI's taxonomy places the organism in Eukaryota, Evosea, Eumycetozoa, Acytosteliales, Cavenderiaceae. The record is from RefSeq and is a predicted model, not a curated record. Gene Ontology annotation, biological process: protein transport to vacuole involved in ubiquitin-dependent protein catabolic process via the multivesicular body sorting pathway. The coding region runs from base 1 to 1434 and encodes 477 amino acids. The transcript is spliced from 6 exons. Gene Ontology annotation, cellular component: ESCRT I complex. Gene Ontology annotation, molecular function: protein-containing complex binding.
AUGAAUAUCAAUGACACUCCACAACAAGUGUCACCUACACUUGUGGGAUUGAAAACACAUCAUAGAAGAUCAUCUUCAAAUUCAUCAUCUGUUCAACAACAACAAAUACAACCUCAACAACAAAUACCUCAACAACAACCUCAACAACAACAACAAUCUCAACAAAUAUAUCAUUAUCCACCAUCACAACAAUCACAACAACAAUCGGGUAUUAUAAUGAACCGAAACAAUAGUUUUUUUAAUAUAAUCAGUUUAGGAACACAGUCUACGCCUCCAUCACAACCACAACCACCAUCAUCUGUAAUCCUAACAUCAGCAACACCUAUUAUCAAUAGUAAUAGUAAUAUAGUAAAUAAUAAUGUAGAUAAUUCAUCAUCCUCUUCGACGACAACGACAACAGACGCAUGUACACCACCAGCACGUAAAAAGUACAAACCAUUACAAAGAUUUCAUAAUGCCAAUCACGACCAAACUGUAUUCUAUGGAUGGAUCAUUAUUAUAGUGACCUGUCUCUUUUUUGUACUAUCUACCUAUGCAUUGGUCAUUUCAAAGUUUAUACCCGACACUGGUAAUCGAAUACUAGACUUUAUCAAAUACGAUUGUUUUUAUAAACAUAGAGAUAAAAGUAGUUAUUAUAACCCAAAUUUGCCACCAAGUUAUACACAGUCACAACAAAUAAAGCAACAAUCAAAUAUAAGGCCAAUUAAUAAUGGUAAUAAUAACAACAAUGGUAAUGGAUAUCAUAAUGGAAAUGGAAAUAUGGUACCAUUAUCAAUGUCACCUCCAAAUAGCAACAACAACAAUAUGAUGAUGAUGAAAGAGGUUAAACUAUGUAACAAUAACAAAGAUAGAGAGAUGUAUGAUAAUCUAGCAGAGUUGUAUUCGAUUGUAAAGGUGACAGAACACCUCGAAAAGGCAUAUAUACGAGAUAGCGUCUUACCAAAAGACUAUACAACUGCUUGUUCCAAACUCAUUGCUCAAUUUAAAACUUCACAAACACUUCUCAAAGAUAAUGUACCAAAUAUUAAUACAUUUAUGAGAGAUUAUAAUCUCGAUUGUAAAGCUGCUUACGAAAGAUUAGUAAACAAGGGAUAUCCAUCCACUUUGGAACAUAAUGUACAUACAGAUUCAAAUGAUACUAAAAUGGCAAAAAAUGUUGCAGAAACAGUUCAAUUCUUUAUUACAACAAUGGAUUCUGUUAGAUUAAAGUUUGUUGCAGUUGAUAAUAUACAUCCACUGUUGAGUGACUUGUUGGAGAGUCUUAAUCGAAACACAUGGCUUCCAAACUUUGAAGGAAAAGAGAAAAUUAUGUUUUGGAUGACAACGUUAAACAAAAUGAAGGCUAGCGAAGAAUUGGAUGAAGAUCAAACAAGACAAUUAUUAUUUGAUUUGGAUAGUAGUUAUAAUGCAUUUUAUAAGGCUAUUAAAAGCUAA